UCUCUCUCUCUCUCUCUCUCUCUCUCUCUCUCUCUCUCUCUCUCUCUCUCUCUCUCUCUCUCUCUCUCUCUCUCUCUGUGAAGGGUUCAUAAACCAUGCAUAUUCAACUGCGUGCUCAUUUCCGUAUCGGUUGUGGUGUAUGUGUAGCUGGGAAAGAGACCUCCUCGGGUGCAUCGACGCCAAAGGUGAUUGGCAGGGCUGCGACGUUCCAUGAUAAGUAUUGGGCGCUCGAUUGGCACCUGGGCAUCAAAGUCCCCUAUUGCGGCCCGCUCGUGUUCUUGAGAGAUUCCAGCGGGGCUUACUACCCCUGCGGUGGAGUGAAGAAUUACGCGUUUGAUAAACUGGAGGUUGGUGAGGAGUACAUGAGAUUUCACCUCACCACUUGGGUCGACGCUGAUGGUAACGAGGAACCGGACAACUACAAACAGGUGUCACUGCAUUUGCAGAAGUUCGUCGGGUACGGCAUACGGGCCGCUGCUAUGCCUCCUUUUGAUAAGUCGCGGAAAAAAGACGGAUCGCAGGUUGUGAUGCUCCGCCCUUUCGAUUUUCUCAAGAGAAUUAACUGCCACAAGGUGUCUAGCCAUGUGUGCACGGUGGAAAGCAAAUUGGCGCUCUCGGAACCCCUCAUACCGUUCGAUAUUCAACUUGAUGAGUUCGCAUCGAAGCUCCGGUCUUAUACAUUGCAGGCGUUGGGCCAGGCUAUUCUACACAGUGCGAUCUCUGUUGGGUCGCCGCAUGGCGGUGGGGACCCGGAUGCUCGACAAAUCAGCUCGGUGGGAAUUACCGAACGUGAUAAGGUCGUAGAGAAGUCUGAGAAUGUCCAGAAGUCUGAUCUCGCGCCACGUUCGCUAACGAAUACGGUGUCCAAACGGUUAUCGCCGGGUCUGAAGCGAUGGCAAGGUCCGGCGGAAGUUUUGUCUUCACGUCAUGAUGGUGGCAGCGAAGUUGGCGAGGAUCCUGAGAAGACGGCGGACGACUUAUCAGCAGAGCAACCUGUGCUUGAGAGAAAUGCUGAAGGGAACGAAGGACAUGACGAAGACGAAGACGAUCAGUUCACUGGCUACGACGGUGGUGACGGUGACGAACAAGGAGUCGGGGACGGCGAGGAAGGGGUGGAAGACCAGGACGGAGGGGACGACAACGACGGUGGGGAUGACGAGGAAGACGGUGACGACCAUCGUGGGCUCAAAGAUGACGAUGACGACGAGGGAACUAAGGUUCGGGGAGCGGAGGACGAAGACAGCUACGAAGCGGGGAGCGAAGGGGAAGAGGACGAAGCCAAUGAACACGGAGUGUCUGUCAAUGAGUCUCACAAAUGCGCCGACUGUCAGAGGCUUCGCUCUGGAGACGAAGUCGUCCUCAACACACAGAGAUCAGUAUGCUCGCGGAAGAGAAAAUCGAGAGCUAGUGGUGACGAGGAGCAGAGGCGAAGACAGUCGAAGUUGAUAGGUUUGGCAACUUCGGAGGAGGCGUAUAAGAAGGCAUUGGAUGCACAGUCGGCGAAGCCGGCGAAGGAAAAGCGCGAACGACCACGUUCUUCCCAACGACCAAAGAAGAAAGCAAAGACAGACGGUGGAAAGGAAGUUGCAGACUCCGGGGACGAGGCGGUCGGUGUUGACCCUCGAGAUAAUACGUCCAAACCGGAACAGUUGGUGUCGGAUGCUAUCGACACAACGAGAUGUUUCUUUAUGGAGUAUGAUGACGACGGCAAUGCGAUCGACCGGUCUGUUCAGGUGUUCGUAGAUGUGCGCAAGAUUUUGCCGAACCCAGACAACGGGGAAUUCCAGUACAAUCACAGACCCCUGAACGAGAUGUUGGUCGCCUCCAUCAAAGACGCUAUGGAACGGCCAGAGAAACAGAAAGAGUGGGACAAAAACACCUUUCAUUCUGGCUCCUGUUAUAGAAGUCACGCGGAACGGGCAGAAACAGUGGCAACGUUUGAAACCCAAGGACUAGAGGGACGAGGAUGUCAGUUCGUACCAUUGGUACUCUGUGGCAGGCCAACACACGGCGGAAGCUGCGAAGAGGUUGGAGCGAGCGAACUCUCCCGCUGCCAGGAAAUGGGGCGUGCGGUCAUGGAAAGCGCGGCGAUGGGCAUCUGGCGAAAACAAAAGAUGACAAGGUGGCGCAGCAACAAAACUAUCACGCUUUUCUGCGCAAAGGCGAUACGGAUGACACCAGACACCGAGCUUUGGAAUCAGUCGCUGAACAACAAAUUUGUCCGUAAUUGGUCCAACCUCUUGAGGCCGUUCAUGUGCCUUGCCACCAAUGGCAACGCAGUGUGGCAGUUGGUGAACCGGUUCUUCGACAUGUGGGAGAAAGGGGAAUUGCCUGGGCAGGAUGGAGUCAGGCCGGUUGAUCAAGAGGGGAGGCCAGGCGAGGCGUCCGGUGCAGGUCCAGCUGCCAAAACAGUGAAAUGGAAAAAGGAACUGGUGCACUACGUGCAGUCGAACAAAAGUCCAAAUGGGUACUAUGUGUGUGUUCAUGACCCUCCCGCGAGCGCUUGGAAAGUGUUCGGGGAUUUCACUGCUAGGGAGAUGGAGAUGGCAUUGGAUUUGAUUUUGGCAGGGAAGGUCGUUGUCACCACCGACAGGACUUUCGCCAAGAAACUGAUGAACAUGAACGACCUAUACACAGAAGUGCGCAGGGAGAGAUACAUGGUGCGCAUGUUAAACUACGUGCUCUUCAAGUUGGAACGCAGGGGACAACGUGAGUGGAAUGACGAUUUCUUCAUCGAGUAUGAUGAUAUUAUGAAGAGGUUUAAGCCGCACGGGUUGACGAAAGAGAAAUGGGAGAAGAAGAAGAUGAAACUUCCAGUUGAGAGAACGAACAACGUGCCGAAACGACUGGGGGGGGUGGAUGAGGGAAAGUUGGGACAGGGGAAUGUGGGGGGGUACAAGGUGACGACUGAAAUGUAUUUUGAGUGUCCGUACUUCAUCAAUCUGUUCCUGCAUGAGAUAGUGGGAGCAGUGAGCCAGUUGAAGGACGAGCUUCAGCGUGUCAACGCAAAUGCACAACAUAUACUGUGGGAUAAGCGGAAGUGUAAUACAACGUAUUUGCCUGUGUGCAUGGCGCGGUUGGAUGGGCUGCAAACGACAGAGGAUCUGACUCGUGCUGCGAAGAAAUUGAGUUGUCACCUUGCGGUGCUGGACCUGGCUCCCCACAAUAAUCUGGAUUCAUGGACGGAGCAGAGGUUUGUGGAACUUCAGCAAAUGAUGAUGACUCUGUGUGGGACACAUUGGACACUCAUCAUUUUCGGUAGAUUGAAGGGCGAGGACUACAUUCUGAGGAACAUCUUCAGAAAGAUGCGCCGCAUCGACGCAAGGAUCUAUAACGAAGCGUUGGAACCUGAAGACCGUUUCGAUAUAAUGGACAAUGAGGAGGAUACCGAUGAUGACGAGAUCGACCUGCCGCUGCCUGAUGCAAGAAACCACGCAACUGACAAGAACAUGCGCACCGGGGCCUUAUCGGGGGGGGACCGGACGGUGGUUGAAGUCGGGGGACCAACAAUGGCCAGCUGCAAAACCGCCCAGCUCACACAUACGCAGACGUCAUCCGCAGGAGAUGGUACCGAGGCAAGCACUUCGAAAUGGAAAGACAAGAGAGGCGCCCCAAGGUUUCCAACGCUGAUGCGGCAAAUGUUCGACCAUGUCAUGGAAAUGCCAACAGAGAACCAAACUCGUGGUCAACAUGACGAUGCGGGGCCCGAGGAGGAUGACAUGUGUCAGGAGGAUAAUCCGCUGUUCCACAUUCCAGAUGACGAGGACAAAGAUCUAACUCCUGGAGAUGAAGUCGAAAGUCACAUGAAGGAGAGCAAAGGAGGACCUCACUUUUUGGACACCAAGUUCACAGAGACCGAGGCAAAAAAGGGUGCAGGAGAGCAAGAUAUUAGCGAAAAUGUGAACUCCGUAUUUGAAGCGCUGCUUCAAAACAAUCUUCUGGAGUAUUGCGCUGCUUUCUAUGAGAGAAAAUCGAGCCCUUCACGAGGACAGAUCAGAUGGGCAUUGGAGUGUCGUCAGACAGAACAAAUGUACGACAGUGACAUAUUGGUGGGGUGCACUCAAGCCAUGGAAGAGAAUAUCCGCAAUGGGUCUAGACAAGGAGCCGUUAAGACGAGUGUUGCUGAAAAGGAAGCGCGUGAGAGGAAGGACGUCGAAUGUAAAGAACAGGGAACUCAUGAGACAUCAGUCGAUGAGCUACUAAAAACGCCGUUUUCUGAGGGCGUUGGUGCGGUGCCAAGGGAAAAGAUGGUAAGUCCGGGAUGUGGUGGGGAAGAGGCAGGAAAUACAAAGGAACAGGGGGAAAAGAAGGCCACAACCGACGAAGAUGCAGGAGAUGCCGGAGAUGGGGGUGCCCAGCGGGUGCCCAGUGGAUUGGGAGACCCGCUUUCGGCAGCCAACACAGGCAUGUCGUCACAUGGAGGAUGGAGUAGGGGGGAGCACGAUACGGGAGAUGCACUGGUAUUUGGAGGAGCAAGCCCGCGGGACACUACCAAGCCUUUGGCGGAUAACAGAGAUGAGGGGGACAAACUUCUGCACAUGGUAUGCACUGGCUCUGGCUCGCAGAUAGCACUAGACUUGAUGGAGAGGGAAGAAGGUGGUGGUAUGGAGGGAGUUCGUAUGACACAUGGUCGUGAAACGGGAAAUGAUGAUGAGGAAGCUGACGGGGAUGCAAACCUCGAACACAACAUGGACGUGGACAACGAGGAUGGAUUGGGAAAGGAAGCUUCCUGCCGUGGCUGAUCCGGCUGCAGCAGUUCGAACGUGAUCAACUUGAUCGAGCAAUCAGGUGAGAACGGAGGAAAGUCACACAGUG
Messenger RNA from Chara braunii, 4815 nucleotides. The record is from the annotation of a GenBank genome assembly. NCBI's taxonomy places the organism in Eukaryota, Viridiplantae, Streptophyta, Charophyceae, Charales, Characeae.